UUAUUUACAAAAAAAGCCUAUAUUGUGUCGAGGCUCGCGUUUAUUUGUUUCCGUAAUUUUUUAAGUGACGAAUUUGGAGUGAUUAUCAGUUUUUGAAUUUUGUUUGGCUUUAGGAACAAUUUUUGAAAUGAAGGAAAUUCGGUAUACCGUCAAUAAAAAAAUCCUUACCUUAGCUUUGGUAGGAGUCAUAAUGGUGUGUUGUUCCUGCCUCAUCUACUUCUAUGAUCCACUCAAUUUCAUUAUACAAAAGUUGCUUUCUAUUACACCUGGAAGCAUAUUAUUUGGAUUAUGGGCAGACCCUCCUUACACACCAGCGCUAAAAUUCUACAUUUUUAACGUAACGAAUUCAGAACAAUUCCUUAACGGCGAAGAAAAGCUAAAUAUUACUGAAGUAGGGCCGUACUGCUAUAGGGAAUACUUAACAAAUCAGAAUGCAACUUUUGACAUCGAAAAAGGUACUAUGACAUUCCGACCGCAUAGGAACAUCGUUUUUGAUCCAGAGUGCUCAGUUAGGGAUCCAAAAAAGGACAGAAUUCUUGUUCCCAAUAUUCCACUUCUUGGUAUUCAGAGCUAUUUAACCGAUUACAAUUUCUUGACGAGUAUGGCAUUUUCAAGCUUAAGUCUCGCCAUGGGAUCCCAAUCUUUCGUUAACAUAACAGUUGAUGAGUAUUUGUGGGGUUACAACGAUAGUCUGGUAGCAGUAGCCAAUCAAUUUGUUCCAAAAUGGAUUGAUUUCGGUACAUUUGGUAUUUUCGAAAGGUUGCUGAGUCGAGAUAAUGCUAAUGAAGUAGUAGUCGCUGUCAAUCCCGAAAAAAUAGAAUCUCGUUACAGUAACCUUUUGUCAGAAGAAGAACGCAAAGCAUUUUUCCAUAUAGUAAAAUGGAAUGGUCUGGAAGGACUACCGGAAUGGGGAUACGACGGUAGCGACGAAGCUAUAAAAACUACUAAGAAAUGUCAAUUAGUAGAAGGUGUUUACGACGGAACAUUCUAUCCUCAUCCUAUGAAGAAAACAAAUAUCAACUUAUUCAGAAAAGCAUUUUGUCGUCCUAUAACUUUGGAAUACUUCGAGGAAGGUUACACUAAACAAGGAUUCAAAUCUUACAAUUACAAAAUGGCUUCCAAUAUGUUCGCUUCGCCGGAAGAAAAUAAAGAAAAUGAAUGCUUUUGUCAUGGAGGAGAAUGUCCAGGAAAAGGCUUGCAAACUAUAGCGCCUUGUUAUUACGAUAUACCGAUUACAUUAUCACAACCGCAUUUUUUGAAUUCCCCACGGGAAAUUGUUGAUAGUGUCAAUGGUUUAGAACCAAAAGAAGAGAAGCAUAACAGCAUAGCUAAAAUGCACCCUUAUUUGGGUAUACCUCUAGAUGAAUCUGCUUUAAAAAUACAAGUGAACCUAGGGAUUAAACAAACCAGAUUCAAUUCAAAAACGAGACCUUUUAACGGCCUUAACGUUCCUAUCUUAUGGAUAGAACUCAGUUGUACGAGUUUACCAUCUACCGUAAGCUUCCUCAUAACACUAGUGACAGAUAUAUUACCGAUAGGUCAAAAAGUAUUAAUAUAUUUAUUAGGUAUACUUGGUUUAGCUUUUAUAUCGGGUGCGGCGUUGCUAACGUUGUUUUUCACUAAAACUACCAUCCCUAGGUCUCUAAGUAUUGCUUCUGAGUAUUCGCCCGUACCUGUUAUUCAUUUACCUGCCAAGUAUUUCAAAGAUAAAGAGAUAAAGAUUCGUAAAUAGGAAAUUGUUCUUUUGGUUUUUCAAUAGGACUCAUAGAUUUUUAUAGAUAUCAAGGUUGCUUCCAAAUUCUGUCCACAACUUUCCGGAUCUUAUUUUUUGAGGUAGUAAUAUAAAUAUAUUCCUUUUUAUGAAUUAGAUAAAAAGAGUUCCUACUCAGAUUUAUUUUAUUAUGAUGAUAAAAACGCGAACAAGAAACAAGAACGGGAAGUUAUAUGAAGAACAGUAAUUUGUAUCGUUGAGAUAGGGUAGAGAGAACUGGGGAAGCUUUUGGGUUAUUGUAGGUAAUGGCCAAUUCAUAUUUUGUUUGAUAUAAUUCUUCUCUUGAUAUUUAUAAUCACGUCAAUGUAUACUCAAUAAGGCAGUCUUCAGAAGUACUCAGAAACAACAAUUUUACGAGUAUGAAAAACCAGAACAUAAAAAAUGCAUUUUUGUUAUACAUAAUGAAAAAUCCCUUACUUACAUAUUUAGUAACACAAAAAUAUUAUAACACAUUUUCUUCUUGACUUAAGGGGCAUUCAGUACAGUAAUUUCCGCUUUAGUUUCCUUGGUCAUUAAAAAAAUUGUACGUUUUCUUUUGUAAAGAACCGCAUCUACUACCUGAGUAUUUCGCAAACGUUUUGGCUAAGAUGUCGACGCAAACUUGGACUACUUAUUCUGUGGUCCAUAGCUUUGCUAGGCGAUGAGUAAGUUCAACCUUGUAUUCUUCACGCCGUAAAGGUUUUCGUCCCUUUUUACAUGUAUUGUAGCUAUAUUUAAAAUUUUAAUAAUCAGUUCCUGUGGAUUAUCUUUCAGUAUUUCCAUGUUUCAUUUUUUCUUCAUUAACUCUGAUUUUGAUCUUGCGAUAAAUCUCAUUUUAGUUAACACCAGAAAUUCGUCUGAAUCGAAAUUUGGGGAACAUCCACGUGGCCUUAUCCUCCGCUUUGUAUUUAAGGUUGGUGUUAACUAUCUGCAUAUUCAUUUCUGUGGCCAUAUCACAAACUUUAUGUCUAUUGGCGUUCAUUAUUUCAUGUACCGAUUCUUUACUAGCUACAAACAGUAAUUUGAAAUUAGGACUUAGUGAUGUUAAGUAGGAAUUUCUGAAACUGUUGGUGAUAUUCAUACUGAACACACUGCUAAACUGUUUACCUUCAGUCUCUGAAGACGACAACUUGGUUAUCAAAAUGCGUGUCAAACAGUGUAAUUGUGAGUGUUGGUGGUAUAAACAGUGUGUUCAUUUAAUAAUAUUAAUUCUAAUCUGAAAUUUUUCACAACAGUUUAAAAAGAUUUCAACAAAUUCAUACAAUGUUUCAGAAGAUUUCUAAUUUCCAUGUGGAAGUCGUUGUUGCUACAGAGUUAUUUUUUGAAUUAUUCCAUAUCAACCAGUCGAAAUCCUGAAAUCUAUCCUGCGGCAUGUUUUUUAGAUGUGGGUGUUCACUUGGAAAUAUCUUUUAGCCUAAACAGACGUUUUAGAACGUCUCCUUUUGAACGCCAUCAUAAAUUUUAGCACAAAAGCAGGUUUUAUGAAUAGUAAACUAAACCAAACUUGAAGUAUUUGAGAAAGUUUGACUACAAUAUGAAAUUUAUUUCAAGUUGUUCACUGUUUUCAUAAUUUUUGACACAACCCGACUAAUUUUUUCACUACCAGGUGCCGGAUCGCGGUAAAUAUCGCUUUAUACCAAUAUUUUUCUAAUUAGGGGACGGGAAUGCAUAAAUGAUAUUCUACAAACUACAAAAAUGAUAUAAUCGGUAUUUUCUAUGAAGAUAUCUGAGGAAAAAUAUGUAUUGACGCGAUUAUUAAGAGUUACCGAGCUAACGUCCAUGACGUAAUUGAGACUGAUUUAACUUAUUAGUGGUCUAAAAAAUUUCUUGCCAUUUUCAAUUCUUCGACAUAUAUUAGAAAUAUCAUUUUGUAAAUAACUAGUGAUAAGUUUGAUAGUACUGAAUAUAACGUGUGCAGGCUCAACAGGUGUUUUAUCUAUACUACAUUUCACUCAGUGAUUCGUAAUAUAUUGUAUAUUACAAAGCAAAUUUUCAUAAAAAUAAUUUUCUUUUCUAGAAUAAAAAAGUUUCUGAGACAUAUUGUAUAUAACUAUUAUUAUAUAAAUGCAUCUAAAUGUUCUUGAUUUUAGGUCAGAUAUGUUUUAAAAUUAGUUUUUUUUUGAUAAUUUUUAAAAGAUAUAUUUUGAAGUUUCGACUUUUCAAAAUAUAUAUUUUGAUAAAGACUUAAAGAAAUGUCAAAACGUCAAAAUUUAUCUUUCUUUUAAAAAUUAUAUAAAAAAACUAAUUUUAAAGCAGAUGUGACCUAAAAUCCAGAACAUUUAGAUGCAUUAAUAUAUCAAAAGGUCUAAUAAUUAAAAAAUUAAAGAAAACUAUUAUUAUAUAUAGAUAAUCUUAGAAAACAAGGCACCAUAUAUUUUGUAUAGAAUGUUAAUUCUAAAUUUUGAAAAUUAUAUUUAUUACCGAUUUUGUAUACAUACUAUUUUCAAAAAUUUAUAAUAAUAUAAAUAAUAAAUGUUGAAGA
Diorhabda sublineata is the source of this 4232-nucleotide messenger RNA. Its product is annotated as scavenger receptor class B member 1-like. Gene Ontology annotation, cellular component: cytoplasm; membrane. The transcript has 6 exons. Gene Ontology annotation, molecular function: scavenger receptor activity. The record is from RefSeq and is a predicted model, not a curated record. Lineage: Eukaryota; Metazoa; Arthropoda; Insecta; Coleoptera; Chrysomelidae. The coding region runs from base 128 to 1732 and encodes 534 amino acids.